AUGUCACUUGAACCACAAAAUAUUAUUGUGAAUAUUUGUUACGAAAAAAGCGCACAUUUCAUCAUGUUCUGUAUUAAUUUAUCAACGCUACAAAUUAUUCUUAUACUAGCAAUCUUUCAACAAGCAAAAAGCGUAGAAGACGGAUACCUCAGAUCUGUGAAGAAUGCUUGCUAUAUAAAAGGAGAAGCAUUAUCUUGUAUGAAAUAUCGAGCUAUAAAAAUUGCCACGAAUACAUUUUUUGGUGACCUAUAUACGAAUAAGACGAUAAGAGCUGGUAAAAUGAUAAGCUUCGUACCUUUAGACGAAGAAAUAACGAAAACCAUAGCAACAAAUGCGGAAGAAGAAUUGCUAGUGAAAGAACCAAGAAGCUUUUUGUCAGAAUGGUCGGAGUUUGCCAAAUAUUUAAUGAAAUUAAUAAAGGUGUUUUUUAAAACUAAAGGAUUGAAAGUAGAUCUUCCUGACGGAGCUAGGACAAUUGAGGAGCCAGACAACGAUGAUGCUAGAGGCAAAAAGAAAAAACUGGCGAUCAUGAUUCCUCUUCUGAACCUACUAGCGACAUUGAAGACCAAAUUUCUUCUUGUCCCUAUUCUUCUAUCCGUGUUAUUGAUAAAGAAACUACUAUUAGUGGCUGCUUUAUUGGUUCCAAGUCUACUCAGCACAUUGAAGUCCUGCAAGCAUCAUCAUCCCAUGACGCACUAUUCAUCAUAUUUUGACGGAGGAUCAUCGGAUUUUAAUUCAGAUUACGGCGGCAGUUAUGCUUAUUCAUCGAACGGCGGUUAUGGAAAAGACUUCGCCUCAAACAGGGCGUAUUUACUACCAAAAAACAGGCAAACACCCGCUUCUAUGUAUAUUACCGCUCCAGGAACAACAGCCUGA
Molecule: messenger RNA, 876 nt
Organism: Parnassius apollo (apollo)
Lineage: Eukaryota; Metazoa; Arthropoda; Insecta; Lepidoptera; Papilionidae
Source: the annotation of a GenBank genome assembly